Exophiala aquamarina CBS 119918 is the source of this 702-nucleotide messenger RNA. RefSeq lists its product as uncharacterized. Lineage: Eukaryota; Fungi; Ascomycota; Eurotiomycetes; Chaetothyriales; Herpotrichiellaceae. The transcript has a single exon. The record is from RefSeq and is a predicted model, not a curated record. Bases 1 to 702 code for a protein of 233 amino acids.
AUGGCAUCGAACGGAGCUCCACAAAUUGAAAACCUCUAUCAUGUCAUCUACACGACAUCUCAUCUGUCGAGCCUCGAGGACGUCAACGAUCAAGUUGAGAAAGUUCGCAUAGGCGGUACCUAUACCAAUUUAGGUGCAGCAAAAGGUGCGGCCCACAGGACCCUAUUCGACGCUGGGUACCAGAAGGAGUGGUUUGUCGAGUACGACACCCAACAAGACCAGUUUGUCGCACAUGGCAUCAAACGAAGAGCGGGUCUUGCGGUGUAUGCCAAAGCCAAAGAUGGCACCGUGUUCCGCGUUGGCAUCGCCACGACACCGAAUGUGCAUGCCUUCCGGGACGAUGAAGACCAUAAGAUUCACAAGCCGCUAUACCAUGUCGUGCAAACGAGUGUCUUGUACAGCGAAGAUGACACCGGCGAAUCAAGGGAAACAAAUGUUGAAGGCUCCUUCCUGAAAUAUGAAGACGCCAGAGAGUUCGCAAGUAAAGUCUUGCUGAACGAGGAGAAUGGUUUGACAAAAGAUUCAUUCGCCAAGUAUGAGGAGGCAGGCCCGAACGAGACGGACUGCGGUUAUGGAGAAAAUGUUCUUGUCCACGCGGUCGGGCAAAACGGAGAGAACAUUCUGGUUAUGGUGUUGAGAGGACAAGAGCUGGAAUCAGUGAGACUGGCGGAAGCAUCAUUGAGGAUUCGGUCAUUCAACUAG